CUUCCUGCCGUUGCUCACAUCCCGAUUUCCCAAUAGUAAGUUGGUCAUCAUUGGCAAUCCGGCUGUAUAAAAACUCUUCCGGCGUUUUCAGUUUCCUCUUCCGUCAAUCGGAUAAUUUCUCAGUGCGCAAUGGUCUGUGAAAAGUGUGAAAAGAAGCUUGCAAAGGUGAUAGUGCCGGACAAGUGGAAAGAAGGUGCCAGCAAUACCACAGAAGGUGGUGGACGUAAAAUCAACGAGAAUAAACUUCUAUCGAAGAAACACAGAUGGACACCUUAUGGACAAACCAAGUGUACUAUCUGUAAGCAGCAAGUGCAUCAAGAUGCCAAAUAUUGUCAUACAUGUGCUUACAGUAAAGGAGUAUGUGCAAUGUGUGGUAAGCAAGUACUUGACACCAAGUUCUACAAGCAAAGCAAUGUAUGAUGUAUUUAAUUCCCUCACCAAUGUUAGAAGCAGUCUGCAAUAGCUGCAACUUCAAUCUGUAUCUUAAACUUCUUGUAAUGAGAAUGAGCAGUGAUGAUCAUGUUCAGUAUGAUCCAACCUUUCUGUCAAAGUGUCCGGUGCAAUGCGCCUUAAUUUGAAUUUUGCAGAAUGUUAAAGCUGUGUCAAAUGCAAUUGUAACUCAUUUGACAUAGUUGCUUAUUACAUUGCUCGAUCUGCACUUGUAUUGGAGUUUACUUCUUUACGCAACUUUGAUAUGAUUUUUUUUUUUUAAUUUUUU
Messenger RNA from Sesamum indicum (sesame), 718 nucleotides. RefSeq lists its product as uncharacterized. Gene Ontology annotation, biological process: cytoplasmic microtubule organization. Lineage: Eukaryota; Viridiplantae; Streptophyta; Magnoliopsida; Lamiales; Pedaliaceae. Gene Ontology annotation, molecular function: microtubule binding. The record is from RefSeq and is a predicted model, not a curated record.